Messenger RNA from Hyaena hyaena (striped hyena), 582 nucleotides. RefSeq names its product 60S ribosomal protein L30-like. Gene Ontology annotation, molecular function: RNA binding; structural constituent of ribosome. Bases 1 to 582 code for a protein of 193 amino acids. Gene Ontology annotation, cellular component: cytosolic large ribosomal subunit. The record is from RefSeq and is a predicted model, not a curated record. The transcript is spliced from 2 exons. NCBI's taxonomy places the organism in Eukaryota, Metazoa, Chordata, Mammalia, Carnivora, Hyaenidae.
AUGGUGGCCACAAAGAAGAUGAAAAAGUCUCUGGAGUCAAUCAACUCUAGGCUCCAACUCAUUAUGAAAAGUGGAAAGUAUGUGCUGGGGUACAAGCAGAUUCCGAAAAUGAUCAGACAUGGCAAAGCAAAACUGGUCAUCCUCACCAACAACUGCCCAGCCUUGAGGAAAUCGGAAAUAAAAUACUAUGUCACGUUGGCCAAAACUGGUGUCCCUCACUACAGUGGCAAUAAUAUUGAAUUGGGCACAGUGAGUGGGAAAUACUACAGAGUAUGCACACUGGCUAUUAUUGAUCCAGGUCAUUCUAAUUUUAGAAGCAUGUCAGAGAGGCUAGUAAAAAAAAGACGUCAACUACUGUGGCAACGGAUACAAACGCUGCUCCUGAUCAUUUCAUUUCGAGUUUACACUAGAGCAUCUCUUGAAAUUACUACUUCACAAACGCUUUUGAAGAACACAUCCUCCCAUCUAGAUUCUAACUCUGUCUUCCUUUGUGCCCUUCUCUACCUCAGCUGGUACCCGGAACAGAAACAAGUAGGCAUAGGUAACAAGCAAAGAAUUGAUCCUGCCGCAGAAUUAGGUUAA